Mesoplodon densirostris (Blainville's beaked whale) is the source of this 1074-nucleotide messenger RNA. Its product is annotated as F-box only protein 27-like. Bases 1 to 1074 code for a protein of 357 amino acids. Gene Ontology annotation, biological process: glycoprotein catabolic process; SCF-dependent proteasomal ubiquitin-dependent protein catabolic process. Lineage: Eukaryota; Metazoa; Chordata; Mammalia; Artiodactyla; Ziphiidae. Gene Ontology annotation, molecular function: ubiquitin protein ligase activity; protein binding. The record is from RefSeq and is a predicted model, not a curated record. The transcript is spliced from 6 exons. Gene Ontology annotation, cellular component: SCF ubiquitin ligase complex; cytoplasm.
AUGGGUGCCUCGGCUUCCAGGAACGGGCUAGUCGGUGUUUCCGCGCUGGAGCCUGAACCCGAGGAGCCGCUGGGUCUGGGCCAGCUGCCCACGGAGCUGCUCGAGUUGGUGCUGAGCCACGUGCCCCCUCACGUGCUGCUCGGGCGCUGCCGCCGGGUGUGCAGGCGCUGGCGCGACCUGGUGGACUGCCAGGCCCUGUGGCUGAGCAUCCUGGCCCGAGACCACGCCGCCCUGUCACCCGUCCUCCGCACCUGCCUGCCCCCCGCCGACGACCCCAGGCCCUGCGUCCUGGGCCGCUUCUGCGAGCUCCGACCCAUAGGACGCAACCUCCUCCGGAACCCCAAGGGCGAAGGUGGGGAGGCCAGGAAAGGGGUCCUCUUCAAGGAAGCAGGUGGGAGGGGCCGGAUGCGGGGGCCGCUUGGACUCCGUGGGGGAUAUCACAAGAAGCAAGUGUUGGACCUGGAGAAGGAGGGCUUCUGGCCGGAACUUCUGGACAGUGGAAAGAUUGAGAUCUGUGUCUCUGACUGGCGGAACGACCAACAAGGAACUGACUGUAUAUAUCAGCUAACUGUCCAACUUCUAGAUGCCAACCAGGCCAUCCUGGAUCAUUUCUCUCCUUUGCCUUUUCCCAUCUGGAAGUGGAUAAACAGCGUCUCUCCUCGGGUCAGCCAUGUGUUCUCCAACCUCAAGAAGGGCGUUCGCUUUGUGUCUUUUGAAUGCUGCAUCUGGGACUUGGAGUUCAGAAAUGAGCAGUAUGGAGUCUCUGUGACGAAUUCCAGUGUCAUCGUGCAGAUCGCGGGGCGCCUGGGCAGCACCUGGGCCCUCCUCCCGGCGCCUACAGACUCCCAGAUCCCGCCCCUCCCUCGCUCCGGCUUCGCGCAGCCGCCCGCCCGCGGGAUCUCACAGCCGUCCGCCCCGGAGAGGACCGACUGCCCAGAGCGCGGGUCCCGGGGCUCCCUGGGCGGAGCCGUUCCCGGGGAGCCCCCCGACUGCCUCUCAGAGCAGGGUGGGGAAGGGGAUCCUAGUCCGCCGCCGCCUCCGAGCAGGCCGCCAGGUGAGCGCCGGGACAGGUAG